AUGUUCCGAACUUCCCCUGCAGGGUCCACUCUCACACUGCUGCAGUUCACACUGAUUACUGCCGUGUGGGCGAAAACGUCCUUCUUUGUGCCCCCGGAGCUGUUCCCGACAGGCAAAAAGAUUGGCGAGGUAUUCCUCGAGGCGUCGCGGAACUGUCUGAGCAGCUACGUUGACGCAGACCUCGAUAGUCCAUGCGCCGACUCCAUCACUGUCCGAUACCUGCACUCCAACUCCCUUCAUACCUGUGCGAGGCCGAAUGCGUCAUGGCAGGUGUUUGGGGAGGCCAUGCGCCUCGCACAGCGGAUGAGGCUCUAUGAUGAGAAUUCAUACACUUCCCUGCCCCCGAUGGAAGCGGACAAGCGUCGCAGGAUUUUCUGGCAUUUGUACGUGGGCGACAAGUCUUUGGGUGUGCUUCGUGGAAUGCCCAUCACGCUUUGCGACUACUCCUUUGAGGAUGGCCUGACAGUUGCAUAUCCAUCAGCCGAGAACGAUGAGUACGUGAUAAAGAUUCAAGAAAGGCGAGGGAGAGAGUUCCUUCACUUAUUGUGCUGACUGUUAGCGUGACAGGCUUGAGCAAGGCACCAAUGCUGCUACCCGGCUAUGGCAAGCAGCAGCCGAGCUCUUGCAGAGAAUGAGAAUGAUUAAACACAGUAAUAGGAAACCUUCUGACGUCCUAUCACCUACUGAUUACGAUACAUUGAGCAGCUACUACAUGCGCUUUGUCGUCAGCAUCGAUGACCUGCCAUCGCAUCUAUUGCAGACGAAUGUGUCGAGUUCAGCCGGUGACAACUCUUCUACUCAUCAUACGAACAACAAGAAAUUUGUUAUCCAAAUAACCGACCUACAAAUAACCUACCACAGUUUGAAGAUGCAUUUGAUGGAGGGGCUCGAGAAGCUCGGCUACUUUUCCGUCCUUGGUGAGCGGAAUGAUCUAACCGUGCUCAGAAAGACCGAGAUUGCCCAAGACAUGGCCCGGUUUCUACAGGAUGUACCAUUCUGGGCCUUGAAGGUCAAUGGAGAGCCUUGUGUACGUGAAAUUCUUCUUUAUCUCUCUGAUCUUGAUAGUAUUCCACCAGGUCGACUUACUUGCCGGAAAUUCUGGUGUAUCUUUAGGCUGAGAAAAUACGAUUGGUGGGUGCAAGUUUGCUCGCCAUCAUCCAAGAACCUUCUCCGCUUGUGAGCAGGGCCACCCGCGACUUCAAUGUCCUCCUAGAUGUACUGUCUCGUCUUGACUCGAAGGCAUCGGAUGCACUCCUUCGAGAGCAAGUCUGA
Clonostachys rhizophaga is the source of this 1272-nucleotide messenger RNA. NCBI's taxonomy places the organism in Eukaryota, Fungi, Ascomycota, Sordariomycetes, Hypocreales, Bionectriaceae. The record is from the annotation of a GenBank genome assembly.